AUGGGCUCCUUGCGUCUCCAUAUCGAUGGGAAGUCGUUUCGUGACACGCAGGGUCGAGAGAUUGUUCUCAGGGGUAUUAACGUGGCUGGCGACGCCAAAUACCCUAAAGUUCCGGACAUUCCAUCUUUCAAGUCUGACAAAUUCUUCGAGGCGGACGAUGUAUCUUUCGUUGGAAGACCGUUUUCCCUUGAAGACUCGCAUAUCCAUUUCAAGAGACUGCGCAAAUGGGGAUACAACACAAUCAGGUAUAUCUUUACUUGGGAAGCCAUUGAGCAUGCUGGUCCGGGUAUCUAUGAUGAUGAGUGGGUCGAAUUCACCAUCCAGGUCCUGAGAAUAGCCAAGCAAUAUGAGUUUUAUGUCUUCAUGGACCCUCAUCAGGAUGUGUGGUCACGUCUGUCAGGCGGUUCUGGGGCGCCUAUGUGGACCCUAUAUGCAGCAGGCUUUGAUCCUAAAAGCUUCAAGAAAACUCAGGCAGCUCUUGUUCACAACACAUUUGACAACCCGGCUGAGUUCCCAAAGAUGAUCUGGAGUACUAAUUAUACUAGACUGGUGUGUCAGACAAUGUUCACAAUCUUUUGGGCUGGGCGAGAUUUUGCGCCCAAAGCCAUAAUCGACGGAGUCAACAUUCAGGAUUAUCUGCAGGGUCACUUUAUCGCUGCUUGUAAAUACCUUGCCCGGAAGAUUCAUGAAGCGGCUGAUCUCGAACAUGAUGUGGUCAUCGGUUGGGAAAGCAUGAAUGAACCCCAUCGAGGUUUGAUUGGCGUGCAAGACAUUUCCGUGAUUCCACCUGAGCAACAGCUGCAGCUCGGAACAUCCCCAACCGCUUUCCAGGCGAUUCUCACUGGUUCCGGACGAGCUUGUGAGCAAACAACAUGGGCUUUUGGUAGCUUUGGGCCUCACCAAACAGGCAGAGAGCUUAUUGAUCCAGAGGGCGUAAAGGCUUGGUUGGACGUGACUCACGAUGACAGCAAAUAUGGAUGGACAAGAGAUAGCGGUUGGAAGCUCGGCGAAUGUAUCUGGGCGCAACAUGGAGUGUGGGACCAGUCGACAGACACGUUGCUACAAAAAGACUACUUUUCAAAAGUCCCCACGACGGGCGAGAAAUUGGACUACGAGAAGUUCACUAACAAGUACUUCUUGGAGCACUAUCGAGCAUACAGAGAUGCGAUCCGCAAUAUCUGGCCGGAAGCCAUCAUGUUGUGCCAGCCACCUGUGAUGGAGGUCCCACCGGAUCUGAAAGGAACCAUUGAUGACGACCCGAACAUGGUUCAUGCCGUUCAUUUCUAUGACGGCCUGACCCUCAUCACGAAGCAUUGGAACCGACUGUACAAUGUUGAUGUUAUCGGUGUUCUUCGAGGGAAAUACUGGGCCCCGGCCUUUGCUGUCAAAAUUGGUGAAACAGCCAUUCGCAAUUGUCUUCGUGAUCAACUUAAAUUCCUUCGAGACGAAAGUCUAAAAUAUAUGGGCGAUCACCCCAUGGUCUUCACGGAAAUUGGAAUUCCAUACGACAUGGAUGAGAAAUACGCCUAUAAGACCGGAGACUAUAGCAGCCAAACAAGUGCAAUGGACGCGAACCACUUUGCUAUUGAAGGAAGCACCUCAAAUGGAUUCACUUUGUGGGUUUAUGCAACCGAGAAUAAUCACGAAUGGGGAGAUCAAUGGAAUGGAGAAGAUUUGUCUAUCUAUUCCCAUGAUGAUUUGGAGCUGCCGGAACGGACCACUAGCCGAUCACUCAACCCACAAUCCCCUGCUUAUUCUGAAAGCCAUAGCAGUGGAGAAUCUCAAGUUGGUCCACGCAAUCUUAAGGGUGCCCUGGUAUCUCCGUCAAUUUCUAGCGAGGAGCCUGCACAGCCGAAGGGCUACCGUGCAGCGGAAGCGUUCAUUCGCCCAAGUCCAAUCUUUGUGAGCGGAACCUUGCAAAAUCACGUCUUCGACCUUCAAAAUUGCAGAUUCACCAUGUCUUUGACAGCCAACCAAGCGACAUCAUCAGAUGCCCCGACGGAAAUUUAUCUUCCCGACUUUCAUUUCCCACAGGCCGAGACGGUCAUUUCGUUGAGCGGCGAAAAGUGGGAAAUUGAUUAUCAAGAGAUUCAGAGUAUCAAAAUCCAGCGCCUUCGAUGGUGGCACGCUGAAGGGGAACAGAGUAUCCAGAUUGAAGGUGUCAAACGUCAGCCAGGAGAGAUUGCAAAUCAAUCCUGUGAUAGCACCUAUCUGGACCAGUGCCAGCGACCUCAAUGCCUUAUCAUGUGA
Messenger RNA from Penicillium odoratum, 2250 nucleotides. Its product is annotated as sterylglucosidase 1. Gene Ontology annotation, biological process: carbohydrate metabolic process; ergosteryl 3-beta-D-glucoside catabolic process. Gene Ontology annotation, molecular function: steryl-beta-glucosidase activity. Lineage: Eukaryota; Fungi; Ascomycota; Eurotiomycetes; Eurotiales; Aspergillaceae. The transcript has 3 exons. The coding region runs from base 1 to 2250 and encodes 749 amino acids. The record is from RefSeq and is a predicted model, not a curated record.